Messenger RNA from Acanthosepion pharaonis, 663 nucleotides. Lineage: Eukaryota; Metazoa; Mollusca; Cephalopoda; Sepiida; Sepiidae. The record is from the annotation of a GenBank genome assembly.
AUGGGCGCCGGAGAAAAAUGGAUCACUUGGAAUAAUCAUGUGACAAGCGACAUCAUGGUAGUUUGUUUCGCAAAGUCAAUUGACAGUUUUGGAAUCAAGUUUUUACACGUCCGCACGUUGAGAGCGUCUCUCCCAACAAGAAUGCGAAUUUCUUUCAUUCAGUCAGGAUUCGUCGUACCGCAACUGCCACUCAAUGAGCUGUUUGUAUGCCAUAAACAGAUCCGUAGCAAUGGCUGUUUUAUUCUCUCUUCCAACGCGCUAACAACUUUUGUUACGCCAUUACUCUUCUUUCUUGAUCCUUAUACCUUUUCUCUCUAUAUUUUGGCUUCUUUCAUCUUUUUGGCUUUUCCUCAAUUUAUUAAUCGUUUCUUUCUUUCUUUCUUUCUUUCUUUCUUUCUUUGCAGAUUCAUUCCGUUCUUUUCCCUUCUUGCUUUAACUUAUUCUUUCUUUCUUUCUUUCUUUCUUUCUUUCUUUCUUUCUUUCUUUCUUUUAUCCUCCUAUUCCUUUCUCCCUCCCAAUUUCUCCCUCCCAAUUACUUUUCCCUUUUCUUUUUUCUUUUCCAAUCUUUCUUUCUUUCUUUCUUUCUUUUUUCUUUCUUUUCUUUUUCUUUCUUUCUUUCUUUCUUUCACCAAUUACUUGACGUUCCUGACACCAUAUUUAUAA